CCGCUCAUCUGUGCGUGCACGCGAAACAACAAGGACGACUCCCUCUCGAAUGACUGGUCUCUUGAGCCUUCAUCUCUAGCAGUAACAACUCACCAAUAACCAACUUUUGGACUUUUCUCUGGUCUGCGCUCGGAUAGCAACGGUAAAGGAAAUUUUGCAUCUCUUACUGGCGAAAUUCUGGGUGUGCAUAACAGACUUGAGGAAACAUGGCCGAUAUGCUGGCGGGACAGGAGAAGAAGAGUGGAUCAUCACCAUCUUCUGCUCAUGGCAGUGAACCUCUUCAAUCAGAUCUAGAGGCACGUAGAGCUUCUGGCACAACCCCACUGGAUGUAUUGGAAAAGAUCAAGGAAACCGACGCCGCACAUCCCAUGCACUGGUCCCUGACGAAGAAAUGGUUCGUCAUCACCGUAUACUGUCUUCUUCAGGUCUACGUUAUCAUGACAUCUACCAUGUAUGUGUCUGUAGAGACAUUUAUCCAGGCAAGGUUUCCUAGCACGACACAGGUUGUUACACUGGGACAAUCGAUGUUUAUUAUUGGAACUGCUGUUGGACCUGUUUUCUUGGGACCGCUCUCGGAUCUCGGAGGUCGCAAGUGGGUUUACGUUGGAUCGAUCUUGGUUUACGCCAUCUUCAACAUUGGAUGUGCUUUGGCGUAUAAUCUGCCCAUGUUGAUCAUCUUUUGCUUUUUGUCUGGUGUUGCUGGAUCUACUGCGCUGUCGAAUGUCGCAGGAACUAUUAUUGAUCUGUUUGGUGCCGAGGAUGGUGCAGGUCAACCGAUGGCUCUGUUUGUGCUUUCUUCCAACUAUGGAGCGAGUCUGGGUUCGCCUAUUGGUGAAUGGAUCGGCAUUAACUCAAGCAUGGGCUGGCGCUGGAUCUUCUACAUGAAUAUCAUCUUCGGCUGUGCCUUUGCCCUCGGAAUGUGCUUUAUGCCCGAGACCCUUCCAUCCGUGGUCAUCGCAAGAGCAGUCAAGAAACGCAACGUCGACGACCCCAACGCAAAGGUCAUUGCCGAAGAACUGACCAAAGUGAACGUCUUCCAAGAAAUCCGCUUCGUCUUGACAAUGGCCCUCCGCAUCAUGUUCACCGAACCUAUCGUAAUCUUCCUCGGCUUCUAUAACGGAUUCGCCUAUGGUCUUCUCUUCCUCUACCUCGACGGCGUCUUUGCAGUCUUUGUCGACAACAACGGACUCAGCUACGUCGGAGCCUCUCUUUCCUACCUAAACUUCUGCGUCGGCGUGACUUGCAUGUUCAUCUUCAUCCCCGUUCAAACCUACCUCUUCCGCAAAGAUCGCCUAAAGCACGGAAAACAGCGUCCAGAGGCCCGUUUCCUCACUUCUCUAGUCACCGUCUGGUUAUUCCCCAUAACACUCUUCUGGUUCGCCUUUACCUCGAAUGGAAAAACAUCAUACUGGUCCCCCAUCGUCGCUGGUGGCGUCCUAGGAUUCUGCGAUCCUUUACUCUGGCUAGGCAUGCUCAACUAUCUCGGCGAUACGUAUAGUAAUGUUGCAGGAUCAGCGGUUGCGGCAUUCCUGAUUCCGAGUUUCUUGAUCGCGGCGGCCAUGUGUCAUGCUGGUGUUGCCAUGUUUGAGAAUAUGAGUUCGACUUGGGCGUUUGCGACGUUGGCUUUUGUGUCGCUUACGAUUGUGGCGUUGGUUUAUAUUCUUUAUUUCUUUGGGCCGAUGUUGAGGAGGAGGAGUAAGUUGGCGACUGUUUACUAGACAUUCUUCGCCUUCUAGUCCAAUGGGGUCGUUUGGACUCGUUCUCUGGAAGACUAAGUCUGGCUCUCAAACUCGGGAUCUUUUGGCUUAUUCGUGGCACUGGCAUUCUUUUGGAUCUACACAACGCCUCUCGAGAUCUUCGUCUCCAUCUACUCUCCCUUCCUUGGGGCUUUUGUUAAACGUUUAGACAAGGGACAAAGGCGUUCAAAAACACUUUCUCA
Messenger RNA from Aureobasidium subglaciale EXF-2481, 1939 nucleotides. RefSeq lists its product as uncharacterized. Gene Ontology annotation, molecular function: transmembrane transporter activity. The record is from RefSeq and is a predicted model, not a curated record. Lineage: Eukaryota; Fungi; Ascomycota; Dothideomycetes; Dothideales; Saccotheciaceae. The coding region runs from base 207 to 1718 and encodes 503 amino acids. Gene Ontology annotation, biological process: transmembrane transport. The transcript is spliced from 3 exons.